Glarea lozoyensis ATCC 20868 is the source of this 672-nucleotide messenger RNA. RefSeq lists its product as uncharacterized. Lineage: Eukaryota; Fungi; Ascomycota; Leotiomycetes; Helotiales; Helotiaceae. Bases 1 to 672 code for a protein of 223 amino acids. The transcript has 2 exons. The record is from RefSeq and is a predicted model, not a curated record.
AUGAGUAUGCAAAUAUCACCAACCACACAUCCUACAGAUGCUCCGUCUCCAACUCCCACUUAUAACGAGUACACGCCACCCCCUGGUCUUCAUUCAAGAUCUGGUCAACGCGAAAAACUACAGAAAAAACGUCGGCACAACUCUAAAUCAAGUGCACUCUCACAGGAGCUGUUCGCUACUGUAUCACAGGAAGAGCACGAUCGAACAACGCAGAAACUUGAGAGUACCUCAAAGACUGCGAGCGAAUUAACUAGAGUUGCCGAAUUCACCGUAGACGCACUGCAGAUAUCAAAUUCUUUACUAUCUGAGGCCGCAUCAGCUCUGCAACAUAAGCAGAAUCUAAUUACAGACACAGUUGCCGCAUGGGAUGAGUACCGAGAUGUUCACAGCAAAGAAUACACAGCUGAAGAGCAUGAAGAUACGUGGGACGACCUAGCUUCUGCCCUCCACGCGCUGGCUGCUACGUAUGAUGACGACGUGCGCGAUCUCUCCAUUCUGCAGGCAAAUGCAGACAGCUUCCGAGAUAUCUUGUCCUUUGAGGGCAACGAGCAUCUACAAAACAAACUCACAACCACUCAAGAUGGCAUUGCGGAACGCAUCGAUCGCAUGGAAGCCAUGUUAUCAGAGGACGGGGAACUGCGUACUAUGUCGCGUAUAGUGUCUGAUCUUUGA